Molecule: messenger RNA, 359 nt
Organism: Plasmodium gaboni
Lineage: Eukaryota; Apicomplexa; Aconoidasida; Haemosporida; Plasmodiidae
Product: putative vesicle transport v-SNARE protein
Exons: 5
Biological process (GO): intracellular protein transport; vesicle-mediated transport
Cellular component (GO): membrane
Source: RefSeq, a predicted model, not a curated record
AUGAUUACUUACUCAGAAUAUUUUGAUGACUAUGUUGAAGAUUUAAACAGAUAUCUACAUAAAAUAAAACAUUCUAUAUAUAAUAUAACAAAUAAAGAAGAUUAUAAUAAAAUAAGAGAAUACAUUUUCGAAGCUGAAAAAUGCAUUAAGCAAAUAAAUAUUGAAAUAAAUAGCUUACCAAAAGGAUCUAAUAAAAUUAUUAAUCAAAUAAAUACAUAUAACUUUGAUUUAAAGAAGUAUAAAGAUAUUGUGAAAAAAAUGAGUGCCGAUUAUUACUCUGAAGAAUAUCUUAAUAGUAGACAGUAUGAUAUGACAAAAAAAUAUAAAGAAGGGGUUGACUUUCUCAAAGAGUCUGAAAG